Python bivittatus (Burmese python) is the source of this 2335-nucleotide messenger RNA. RefSeq lists its product as uncharacterized. NCBI's taxonomy places the organism in Eukaryota, Metazoa, Chordata, Lepidosauria, Squamata, Pythonidae. Gene Ontology annotation, molecular function: Hsp70 protein binding; ATPase activator activity. Gene Ontology annotation, cellular component: cytosol; endoplasmic reticulum membrane. The record is from RefSeq and is a predicted model, not a curated record. Gene Ontology annotation, biological process: positive regulation of proteasomal ubiquitin-dependent protein catabolic process; ERAD pathway; protein refolding.
GCUGGUUGAAGGAUCAACCAUUUGGCAUAAAAGUAAAGAAACCACUCUCGUAUCUGACUGCAAUUACUUCUCAUCUUCCCUGGUAGCCCCUGCACUGGAUGGAUGGACAUCAUGGUGGAUUACUACAAAAUUCUGGAUGUUCCCCAGAGUGCCUCCAUGAAUGAUAUUAAACGAGCGUACCGGAGCAAAGUGCUCAGAUGGCAUCCAGAUAAAAAUCCAGAUAACAGAAAAGAAGCUGAGCAGAAAUUCAAGGAGAUUGUUGAAGCUUACAAAGUCCUUUCGGAUCAAAGUACACGUGACCACUAUGAUGAGAAUAGCAAAGAUACUUCUAAAGGAACAAAAAAACCUGAGGAUGAGAAACAUUUAUCAGUGUUUGAUCAGGAUGGCAUCAAAAUAUUCUUCACCAGACAGCGUUCCUCUUCAGAUUUUUCUGUGUCAUUCUUCAGUGCUCCUAAAAGAUUCCACCACUUUUCUAUCAUGACCGCCUUCAUCAAUGGCAAAAAGAUCACAACCAAAAGACAUCUUGAGAAUGAAAGCAAGUACUUGGAAGUUGAAGAAGAUGGGAAGACGGUAUCUAUCCAUGUUAAUGGUAUUCCAGUUUAUGACAGAGAAUUUAAUGGAUCAGCAGGAAGUUUGGAUUGGGAUUGCAAGAUGGACAAGGGACGCUGUCGUCCAGACAGGUGGCGUUUCUGGACAUGUGAGAAACGGCGGUGGGCAGAUGAAUGGCGGCAAUGGGCAAAUAAAUGGCGGGACUGGGCUGAAGAGUGCCGUGAUUGGGCUGAAGGAAGGCACAAGACAAAAAAUCAGGAUAAUGCAGCAGAACAUCCAAAAGCUGGUCAAGAGCAUCUCAAGUCAGACAAGAGUUGUCCUAGGCCAGGAGGGAAGGUUCAUGGAUUUCCCAUGCCAGGGGAGGGGAAAUGUGAUUCAAAAGAAGGCCAUAGCAAGACAAAUAAAGGACCAUCUUGGUUGGAGGAGGAACACUCCAAGCCAGAGGCAGGAUAUUUUGUUUUUCCAAAACCAGGUGAGAUAAAUUCUGGGAUGGAUGAAGGGCAUCCCAGGAUAAGCAAGAGGCAACACAAACCAGAGGAAGGGAACAUUUUGCCAAAUGUUGGUAUUAUUAGGUCAGGGGAUGGACCUGCCAAUCAAGAUGAGGGACAUCAUAGAACAAAAUAUGGGAAACCAAGGUCAGAAAAUGGUCAGGCCAGGCCAGGGAAAGUGCAUUGUGGAUUACAGAAGUCAGAUCAGGAAUUUUCUAGUCAUAAAAAUUCAGAGCCCACGGGCAAUGACAUUACGAGGAAACACAUUUCUGAAUGCAACCCUCAGGCUGUUAUAAGUGAACCCCUCAUUGAGAAACAGGAGCCACAGUCUGAAGGAAGCAAGAACCAUGCUAUGAAUCCUGAAAGGAAAAAUCCAAAGGAUGAAAGAUUGGAAAUGGAAGGCCAGAAAGGUGGGACUCCAUUAGAGUCUGAACCAGAGAAGGGAGUCAAACUACAUUUUCAACAGAAAAAGUAUUUUGCUGACUGCAAACAGGCUCCUGAAGCACAAGUGGCUGGCUAUAGUGCCAUAGGGUUGCCCCUGAAAAGGAAAGAGUUCCAAAUUCAGACAAGAAGGCUAUAUGCCAAAAGAAGCAGGUCUCAGGCUAGGAACAAAAGGCCACACAGCCUUAGGAGGAACAGAUCUCAGGCAGGGAAACAUAGGAUUCCUGAUGGGCACAAUAGAAGGGAGUUGGAAGAAAAAUUCUCCUUCAAUGAAUGCAUAGAGAUGACUCCUGGUGGAAAGAUGUCACCUGCAGGUAGUAAGUUUGUUCUACCAAAUAGAAAGAAAGGCCCUCUGCCACCCCUCCAAAAAGGUGAAAUUCCCCCCCGGGCAAAAAAGAGACUGCCCGGAAGAAGGGCACACCCCUCAUCUGAAAUUCAAAGUGAAAAGCUUCAUUCUGUCUCUGAAACCAGCCAGCUUUUGAACAUACAUGGCCUACAACAAAGGAAGCUGAUGAAAUUGCCCUGGGUCAAUGCACAGCUUCCAAGUAUUCAAGGCCGGAAACUUGGAAUGAAUCAGCUCCCAAAUGUGAAUCGUUGACCAUUUGAUGGAUGCAAUCAAGCUAGCGCUGAGCAAGGUUGAUUUUCCUGGUUCACAAAUUGUGAACAUCCAGAUUUCUGCGUUCUAGCUGGAUGAUGCAGAACGCUACAUUUGCUGGGCUGCAGUAGAAAGGACAGUUCUAAGAGUUCAUGGCCAGUGAAGGAGGUAUUUUUUCCCAAUAAAGGAAAUGUAAUUCUUACUGUCCACCAAUAUGUGUAUGUUAUUGGGUGAGAAACAAGAACUAUUCUGGAGAUAUUCA